AUGGUUUUCCAAUUCUUAAAAUUCGGCAGAAACAAGCCAUGUUGUUCCUUUGAGUUGAUCUUGAGUUGCGGUUCUAUUGUAGCUGCAGAGGUGAAAGAAGGAAUUAUAUUCAACGGAGAUCGCUCCAAAGUUGAUCAGUUUUUGCAAGCCGUGGACGAGAUUCAACUAUGGACAGAGUCGGCCACCAUCUUAGACGACCAGAUCGAAGCCAACACUAUGAUCCAGAUCGCCAUGGCUCGGCUUGAGGACGAGUUCCAGAUCAUCUUGAUCAGCCUCCCCAGUCCAAUCAGUACCAAUUCACAUACUGAUCCCAGGUCUUCAACUUGUUCGGGUUCAACAACUGACAGUACUACUGGCUUCGACGAUUUCAACUAUGUAGAGUUCAGUACCAAGUUCAAGCAAUCCAUAGAUGAUCUCCGGAGCAUUGCAGUGAGAAUGAACUCUGCUGGACAUAUUGCCAAGUGUGUUAAGGUGUACCAGAAUGUACGCAAGUUUUUGCUCAACACGUGUUUGCAAAGACUAGGAAUCCAGAAAUCGAGCAUUGAUGAGCUUCGUAGGAUGGACUGGGAAGCAUUGGAAGAGAAAGUGAGACAGUGGAUACGAGCUGCAAAGAUCUGUGUCACCAUUCUCUAUACGAGUGAGAAGAGACUCUGUGAGCAUAUCUUUGGAGGUCUCGGAAACGAUUCAGAUGAAGAAUGUUUUGUUGAAAUGGUUAAAGACCAUGCAAUUCAACUAUUCAAAUUUGGGGAAGCCAUAAGCAUCUGCCUUAGUGCUCCAUCAAGGCGCCCUGAGAAGUUGUUCAAAAUUUUAGAUCUCCACAAAGCGUUGUUAAAAUUUUUGCCUGAUCUUGAUGUUCUUUUUCAAUUGAAAUCAUUAGAAUGUAUUCGAACUCUGGCUGCAUAUAUAGUGCCUCUGCUUGUUGAGGUGGCAAGAGGGGUUCUACCAGAACUUGAGUAUAGUGUACUUCAUGAGCAGUCAAGCUUUCAGGAACAAAGAGGUAGAAUUAGCAACUUGACAACAUAUGUCAUGGCUUAUGUUACUCGGAUCUCUUCAUACAAGGAAACACUAACUGAAUUGAUCAUAUCAAAGCCAUCAAAGCAAGAAGACAUUAGGAAUUCAAGUGAUCGGACAAUUCCGGAUAUGAAAUUGUAUGAACUUGAGGGGCGAACUCCAUUGGUGGUCCAUUUGAUUUACAUCAUUGAAAUUUUACAGUACAAAUUGGACGGUAAAUCCAAGUGCUACAAGGAUGCCUCGUUAGCUCAAUUAUUCAUGAUGAACAAUGUUCAGUACAUUGUUCAAAAGGUCCAAGAGGACUCAAAAUUGGGUGACAUGAUUGGCAACAAUUACUUGGAGAAGUUGACCGAAAAUGUCAGGCUACUGAUGGCUGGCUAUCUCAAAUCAACAUGGGUUAGUGUCACCUCUUGUCUGAGGGAAGAGGGAUUGUAUGUAAGCCGGAGUCUUUUUUCUGGGGUGUCAAAGAGUGCGUUGAAAGAUAGGUUGAAAACCUUCAAUGCUACAUUUGAAGAGGUUCGUCAGACUCAAGCAAGAUGGGUGGUACCAAACGUGCAACUUCGUAAGAAGCUUCGCCUUUCAAUACUGGACGAGCUCAUUCCGCCCUACAACUCCUUCAUCAAGCUGUUCAAGAGCCAUAUUGGGAGUGAAAAUCACCAACAGAAAUACAUUAGGUACUCAGUUGAGGACCUCAAGACCUCGGUGUCUAAUUUCUUUGUGGGCAUUGUGGAGGUUUAA
Molecule: messenger RNA, 1749 nt
Organism: Cornus florida
Lineage: Eukaryota; Viridiplantae; Streptophyta; Magnoliopsida; Cornales; Cornaceae
Product: exocyst complex component EXO70A1-like
Exons: 1
Coding region: 1-1749 (582 amino acids)
Biological process (GO): exocytosis
Cellular component (GO): exocyst
Molecular function (GO): phosphatidylinositol-4,5-bisphosphate binding
Source: RefSeq, a predicted model, not a curated record